UGUUAGGAGACACUACGCAUGCGCACUUGCAAGUGGGCAGCAUACGUCGAUGUGGCGACUGUAAACUUAAAAGUUUAGUGCGUUUGUAGAUUUUAACACAAACUGUUGCAAUGAAACUUUAUAUACUGGCUUUGUUUUGUGUCUGCAGUUUAGUUAAAGCAGAAGAAGACGAGAGACUGCCGAAUAAAUGCGAAGUUUGUAAGUUUCUGACAGUGGAGCUGCAGGAAGCUCUGGAGAAAAGCAGCCGCUCGAAAGAAGUCCUGGAGGUCGGACAGGUGCUGGACACAGGCAAGAGAAAAAGAAAGAUAAAAUACAACACCUCGGAAACUAGGCUGACGGAGGCGGUAGACAACAUAUGUGAGCGCAUCCUGCAGUACAGCGUUCAUGCAGAGAGGCCGGGCAGCCUUCGUUACGCCAAGGGAACCAGUCAGACGAUGGCGACUCUGAAGAACCUGGUCCACAAAGGGGUUAAAGUGGAUCUGGGCAUGCCCUUUGAGCUGUGGGACGAACCCUCUGUAGAAGUGUCAGACAUGAAAAAACAGUGUGAGACCAUGCUGGAGGAGUUUGAGGAGGUUGUGGAGGAUUGGUACUUCCAUCAUCAGGACCAGAGGCUGGAGAACUUCCUCUGUGAGAGUCACGUCCUCAAAACAUCAGAGCAAGAAUGUCUGAAGGAGGUGUGGAAAGGAGACAUGGGGACCAAAGGAGGGGUCAAGGAGUCAGCAAGCGACAGCACAGGAGAUGAAGGAGCAAAUAAUAGCGCUAAGGAGGAGGAGAAGGAGGAGGGAAAGACGCAUGAUGCCGGCGAGCUAUGAGGGGAAACAUUUUCAACGAAAGAAAUACAGCCAACAACAGAAAACCUCAACUGUAGCUUUUGGCGGGAAAAAUGCAAAACAAUCGACAAGAAGCUGAGAUUACAAAUUACUCUGGUACAUUAUGGAGAGGUUACAUUGAGAUUAUAGCGUUUGAUGGAUGAUGUGCAGAAAAGUUUUUCUGUCAACACUAUUUCUUGUGCCAAAUCUUAAGAGUUUACAUUCUUACAAGAGAAUAAUAAUAGUGUGAAAUGAUGCUUUACAGAAUUGAACACUAAAUUUCUGCCAUUACUUUUAUGAAUGUUGUCACCCUUUGGGAAACUGUCGCACCUUUUUAAACACUCGGUUAUUUGAAUUAUGAAGUUUUUAAGUCUUUACCAGUAAUAUUUGAGACCUUUUCAGUGUUACAUCAUGUGUGAACGCUGUUACAUCUCUCCUUACGCCAAUAUUAUAAAGGCACAUAUCGAUAUUUUUUACCCCUGAAUGCAAUAUGUACAGUUUUUCAUCGUGAAUAAAAUGCUUUUUUUUUAACAACA
This is a messenger RNA of Thunnus maccoyii (southern bluefin tuna), 1345 nucleotides long. RefSeq names its product canopy FGF signaling regulator 4 (gene cnpy4). Gene Ontology annotation, cellular component: endomembrane system. The transcript is spliced from 6 exons. Gene Ontology annotation, molecular function: signaling receptor binding. NCBI's taxonomy places the organism in Eukaryota, Metazoa, Chordata, Actinopteri, Scombriformes, Scombridae. The coding region runs from base 111 to 812 and encodes 233 amino acids. The record is from RefSeq and is a predicted model, not a curated record.